AUGGAUCUGAACAUUGCACAUGAUGUGGAUCAACCUCUUCAGGGAGAGACAACCAGUGCAGAACACAUCUCUACUUCUUUAACCCUGCCUUGCCCCAGCCCAGCGCUGAAGCAGGGUCUUGCAGCCGGCUUCAAACGAGUGUGUCGGACAGAAGAGGAAAGUCCAUGCCCAUUUCCAGGUGUGCUUCCUGGUGUGCUGGAGAUGCGAGUAAAAGAGGGCAGCAAGAUACGUAACUUAAUGGGAUUCGCCAUGGCACGGAUGCAGAGUGAGCCAGGAAACAGCAAACAGGUUGGUCUCAAACAGGUGGUGUUCACUGGCUCGGGACGAGCAGUCACCAAAACCAUUACCUGUGUUGAGAUAAUGAAAAGGAAAGUAGGUGGACUUCACCAGUUAACCAAACUGCGCUAUAAAGACAUCCAGGAAGUAUGGGAGAGUCAGGAGGAAGGUAGUUCCAAUAUGACAAUCCACAGGACAGUACCCUCUAUUAGUAUCCUUUUGUCCAAGGACCCUUUGGACUCACACGAGCCAGGAUAUCAGCCCCCUGAGACUCUUUGGAAUGAUGGACAAGUUAGUGAUGUUGCACAGCCCACAAGAAAAAGGCACUUUGAUCACAUUGUCAUGCCAACUGAAACACAGUCCAAACGACUCUGCCCUCAAGAUGGAAUCUUGAAUCGAUAACUUGUACAUGCUGGUAAAUGAGAAGCACUUUCUGAAAUUGUAGAAAAUAUUUUACAGAAGGCAGCCAGGUAGUGUAUGUACACGGGUAGUUAUUUUGCUGUAGGAGCAGAGAUGCUUUUAAGGUAAUUGUAGUGGUUUAUCUCAAGUCAUGAAAUGAACAGACACAAGUGUA
Molecule: messenger RNA, 850 nt
Organism: Trichomycterus rosablanca
Lineage: Eukaryota; Metazoa; Chordata; Actinopteri; Siluriformes; Trichomycteridae
Gene: rpp25b
Product: ribonuclease P and MRP subunit p25, b
Exons: 1
Coding region: 1-678 (225 amino acids)
Biological process (GO): tRNA 5'-leader removal
Cellular component (GO): ribonuclease MRP complex
Molecular function (GO): RNA binding
Source: RefSeq, a predicted model, not a curated record